Messenger RNA from Insectozyma verbasci, 2241 nucleotides. The record is from the annotation of a GenBank genome assembly. Lineage: Eukaryota; Fungi; Ascomycota; Pichiomycetes; Serinales; Debaryomycetaceae.
AUGGUAGAGGUACUCUUAAUUGUAUUACCUUCUAUAUUAUGGCUACUUUAUAGAUUGUAUUUAAUUUUAAAAACUCCAGUUGAAAAAUUGCUCAAAGAUUUAAGUAUCGAAAUUCCACAUUCACCAAAUAUUUGUAUUGAUUCAAUUGCAGAAAAUUCAAUAGUUUUACAUUGGGAUAUUGAAAUCAAAUUUGAUGAAAAAUUAAAUUUUGUUGUAUUAAUUAAUGAUCAAGAAGCUGCAACUUUAACUUCAACAUCAUGUAAAUUGAAUAAUUUAAAAUCAAAAAGCUUGUAUAAAAUUGAAAUUAUUGCUAUCAAUUCAAUAACAAAUUUUAAAUCACAAUCUAAACCUGUAUAUGUACAGACUUAUAAUCAAACUAUUUUAGAAAAUGAAUUAAAUUUAGAUGACUUAGAAAAUGGAAAUGCUUUAACCAAGAAACAAGAAGAAUGUAAGAAGUUGAUGGACGAUUUAGAUUUAGAGUCAAUAACAUCAGAACAAAUAAACCAAAUUCAAGAUCCAAAUUUAUUAAAUGAUUAUUUGAUCGAAUUUCAAAACGAAUUAAUUAGAACUAAUACUGAAUUUAAAAAUUUUCAAUCUUGCGUAUCAACAGAGAAUAAUAAUUUGCAAAAAGAGUUGCAAUAUUAUAAAACUGAAUUAGAAGAAGAAACUGAUAAUAAGAACAAAAAAGACCAUGAUGUUAAAUCUUUAGAGAGAUCAAAGGAUAUAUUGGUUUUUCAAAAAUCAAAAUUGUCAAAUCAAUUAAAUUUGAUUAAAAACUCAUUAUCCAUAUUUAAUUCAAAAUUUAAAGAAAAUGAGAAUAAAAUCAAAAAAUUAACAGAAAGAAACAAGCAUGCAUUGGAUAACGAAGCAAAUGAAACAUUAAAAGUGAAAAAUGAAAUUUUAAAAGUCGAAAAUGACAUAGUGGUUACAAAACUGGAGAAUGAGAAAAUUGAAGAUAAUUUGAAAGCUAUUGCACUAGAAAGAAAAGAAGUUUUGGGGUUAUUAAACCAAAUUAAACCACUAAUAGAACAAUUUAAUCAGUUGACGUCAUCUACUGAUGAAAAAGUUACAUCACCAUCAUCAUCAACUACAUCAUUAACACCACCUCCAAUACCAAUUUUUAACAAAGACGGUUCAAUCUCAAAGACAUCAUUUGAUGCUUUGGUUAAAAUUUUUCAAAUUAUGCCAUCAUGGCAAGAUGAAAUUAUGAAUGAGAUUAACAAUUAUCAAGAAUUUGAACAACAAUGGAGAGAUGCAUUUAAAAAUGAAAUUAAAAAAUUUGUUACAAUUCAUCAGUCGAUUGAAAUGAUGAAAUUCCAAAAAGAUAUCAAUUACCAACCAAUCAAAUUAAACGAAUAUCAAGCAUCUAUUGAAUUUGGUGGAUUCGGAAAUGCUUUACCAAAGCCAAAAUUCGUUGGUAAAAGAAACUUUUCUCCAUCAACAAUAAUAGAUGAAAAACAAAAUUUUUAUAAUCAUUAUAGUCAAGUUUAUUCAAAUGAAAAUAAUGAAAGUCGUGAAGGUUCACCACAAUCUCAAUUAUUACCACCAAUAUCAAAUAAUGAUUUAUUAACUCAAUCACAACAGAUUCCUUUAGCAAAUCAAUAUUCACAACCACAACAUCAUCCAUAUAUUAGUUUAGAACAAAUUAAUGCUGCCACUACACAAGCAGCAGCUAAUUUAACACCAACAUUAACUCAUAGCAUAUUAAAUAACCACAAUAACAGUCAUACUCCAUUAAAUGGAAAUGCAACAUUACAAGGGUUUCCAUAUGAUGAUCAAAUUUAUACAUCAAGUAUUAAAUCACCAUUACAAACAAAUAAUUUAUUAUAUACGGGUACUAAUAAUAACUCGUUUUUACAUGGAUAUAAUAGUCAACCAACAUUAUCACCGAAUGAAGUUUGGAAUCACCCAACAAAUAACUCAAAUCAAGAUUUAAACCAAACACAAAAUUCAACAUUUUUAAUGACUCCUUCACAAUCAUCAAAUAUUUGGUUAGAUGAAAAAUUAAAUGGUCAUACAAGAUCAGUUUCAAAUAAUUCAUUAUGGAGAAACGAGCCAUCAACAACAACAACAUCAUCAUUAUUAUCAAAUGCUACAAAUAAUAAUGUUACGAACAAUCAAGAUUUUCAACCAUUUAGUAAUUUACAAUCAAUAUAUGGCAAUAAUGAAGGGUUCUACAAUUUACAAAAUCAAUUUCAAACCCAACAAUCAAAUAGAGAUAAAAAUGGGAAUUUUGUAUAA